AGCUGCUACCCGCCCAUGACGACGGUAGCUGCCGCCCGCGCCCAGGCCUCUCCAAGCUGCCCGUACAGCAGUGAAUCCCCACCCACACCACCAUGUCGGCUUCUACGGCCGCAUACAAGGACCGCCAGUUCCUCGCCGUAAUUGGCGAUGAGGAUACCGUCACAGGCAUGCUGCUCGCAGGCGUCGGCCACGUCACCCAGCCGCCGGACUCACAAAAGAACUUUCUUGUGGUGGAUGCGAAGACGCAGAACGCCGACAUCGAGGCUGCAUUCGAUCGCUUUACGCAGGAGCGCAAAGAUAUCGCCAUUCUGCUGAUCAACCAACAUAUUGCGGAGCGAAUAAGGCAUCGAGUUGAGAUGUACACGGCCGCCUUUCCAUCACUGCUCGAGAUACCGUCCAAAGACCACCCGUACGACCCUGAUAAGGACAGCGUGCUCAAGCGGGUGCGAAGGCUGUUUGGAGAGUAGACGCAUAUCAAGCGUGUGCGAAGGCUAUUUGGAGAGGAGACGCAGAUCAAGUGGAGGCCGAGGUCUAGUGGGUGGUCAAACACGGCCC
Messenger RNA from Paraphaeosphaeria sporulosa, 555 nucleotides. RefSeq names its product vacuolar ATP synthase. Gene Ontology annotation, cellular component: fungal-type vacuole membrane; proton-transporting V-type ATPase, V1 domain. Lineage: Eukaryota; Fungi; Ascomycota; Dothideomycetes; Pleosporales; Didymosphaeriaceae. The record is from RefSeq and is a predicted model, not a curated record. Gene Ontology annotation, molecular function: proton-transporting ATPase activity, rotational mechanism. The transcript is spliced from 4 exons. The coding region runs from base 93 to 467 and encodes 124 amino acids. Gene Ontology annotation, biological process: proton transmembrane transport.